Molecule: messenger RNA, 2507 nt
Organism: Cottoperca gobio
Lineage: Eukaryota; Metazoa; Chordata; Actinopteri; Perciformes; Bovichtidae
Product: rab5 GDP/GTP exchange factor-like
Exons: 9
Coding region: 449-1858 (469 amino acids)
Biological process (GO): vesicle-mediated transport
Cellular component (GO): cytosol; endocytic vesicle
Molecular function (GO): zinc ion binding; DNA binding; small GTPase binding
Source: RefSeq, a predicted model, not a curated record
AUGGAAAGUUAUGGUCGAGGGGGGACGUGACGCUGUCUCAAUGUUCGCGUUGUGCUCGUGAUUCUGGCAUGUUAAAGCGGGGGAAUUGGUACAAUCUUUCCGCGAUACUUUUGCUUUGAAGGGUCGAUGCCUUGUCGAUCACCGCUUCCAACUUUAAGUAUAUUUCCACAAGGCUUUCCGGUUGCACAGGUUUGAAAGCAGCUGAUUUUUCUCCCUGCGUUUUAUUUAAUACAUCGUGAAGUUUCGGUAUCUCUGUUUCUUACUUUUGUAACAACAUCUAUUUGACCGAGAGCUGAAGGAUUAUCGUUUUCAUUGUACAAGUUAUGAUGAGUUUGUGACUGUUUAUAAACCAGAAAGGGGGAAAAAAGCACUUCGAUAAGGAAGCGGCUAACGUCAGUAAUGAUUUUACCAGCUGACAGGUGGGAGUAGUGUAUGAAAGUGCUCUACAAUGUGGACGGAUAAGCAAAGAGGAAUCCGAGUUUCUCAGGAGGAGCUGCUCUGCAAGAACGCCUGUGGGUAUUAUGGAAACCCUGUAUGGCAAGGCUUCUGCUCCAAGUGCUGGAGAGAGAAAGCACAUCCAGCUGGAGCCUCGAGGCAAGACACAAGGCCGAGAAAUGAUGGAACUCCUCUCACAUUCUCCAAGUUUGAGGAGAAGAAAAGCACUGAGAAAGGUCGUCGAAUCAACACAAUGAGGAGACUCUUCUGGGGCAGCCCAUCGCCUCCUAAACAUCAAGAGUCUUCUGAAAGCCAUGCUAAUGUGUUGAAAGCUUACCAGAGCCUCGAGGCCGGGGACUUCACUGGUUUCCUAAAGAUACUAAAGAGCCCUUCCUCCCAGCGCUUGCAGUCCCGAUGUACAGCCUUCCUCAACACAAUGGAGGCUUACCAUGAUCUGCCGGUAGAGAAGCAGUCAGAUCUUGUGCAGGAUUUCUACCAGUCUUUUGCUGAAUAUUUUAACAGUUUUCCUGAGGCUCAGGUCACUCAGAUAAUGGAGCAUGUAGAGAAGUUAAUAAUGACACGGUUGCACAAAUGGGUUUUCUGCCAUGACAGCUGUGAUGACGAACAGAAGGACCUGGCUCUCCAGAGGAGGAUACGCUCCUUAAACUGGAUCACUCCGCAGAUGCUGAGCGUACCUUUUCCUGAUAAAAAGACUGCAGUCACAGGCGACCCCUUUCUGCCUGCUAUAACAGCUAUAAUCGAGAUGGAUGCUAAACGAGCGCCUCAGGACAAACUUGCAUGUGUGUCCAAAUGCAGUCAGCAUGUCUUUGAAGCGCUCUCCACUUCAAACAGUGAGCCUGCUAAUGCUGAUGACUUCCUGUCAGGCUUGGUUUAUGUGGUGCUGAAGGCCAAUCCACCUCGCCUGCACUCCAACAUGCAAUAUGUGAUUCGUUUUGGUCUCCCUCACAGUCUGAUGGCAGGAGAGAGUGGCUACUAUUUCACAAAUUUGUCUUGUGCCGUGGCCUUCAUCGAUAAGCUAGAUGGACCAGCUCUCAACCUCAGUCCAGAGGAGUUUGAGGGCUACAUGCUGCGUCAGCGUGCUCCCUCUGUAGGAAAGAGGCAGCAGGUUGCCAGUGAGACACAACAUCUGUUAGAAGACCUUAAAGGCAGACAGGAGAAGCUGGACCAAGGGAUGGAUUCUCUUAAUGUGCAGCUACAAAAUUGGGUCCAUGCUGUUCAUUCACAACUGGAUGAGGCAACGGCCCAGUUUGCUCUGGGACAGAAGGAGAUAAAAGCUCAGACUGAGCCCUCACAUGAUUCUUCAUCCUCAUCUCAUGACUCAUCACCGCAAGGCGACGACAAAGACGAGUCUGUGUUGAAGCUUACGGAUCAACAUGCAGGUUCACAAGAUACAGACUGUUAGCUGUAUUAACAAAAACACCUGAUCUGGUACUUAACUCUUUUUAAUCAUCAGCACUAAGGAAAAAAACACAGAUUUAUAUUCCAAACUUGUACACAUUCCAUUCCAUAGAAAGCUGGGAUUUGUAAGCCAGUUGAACAUGAAGGAAAACUUCUUGAAGGAAACUAUUUGCUUUUGGUAAAUGAAGUGCAUUAGAAAUACAUUCCAAUUUAUAAUAACAGAUGUGAUCAGAAUUCUUAUUUAAGCUCUCAGGAUGCACAACACUUGGGGAUAUCACUUAACACUUAUUUGAUAGUCACUUUUUUCUAAUGGUGUAUACCAAUGUGCCUCUAUGUAAACUGCUGUGAAAUAAAAAGUAAUACAAAAUGAUACAGGACAAAAUGUUAGAUGCCAGUUGUAGACCACUACAAGUCAGAGUGUAUUGAGUUAAACUACAUUUUUUUAGGUCUGUGGAACUGUUCUCAACAGGCUGCCUUGAAGAAGAAAUAACUGGUGCAAAAGAAUUUGCAUCACAUUUUUCCAUCUGCGAUAGUGUGCAGAAGGUUUGUGUAUUUACAACUGUUGAAAAGUUUCUGAAGUAAUUAUAGGGGUUUAUGCUAUGAUCAAUUAUUGUAUUCAAUAUUAUAUUAAAGUUGACUGAUUUAUAUAUUAA